AUGAUCACUGUUAGCAGCACCAUCCCCAUCCCCAUCACCAUCACCAUCACUGUCACCGUUACCAUCAUCCUCAUGAUCACCGUUAGUGUCACCAUCCCCAUCCCUGUUACCGUCACCAUCAUGAUGACCAUUAGCAUCACCAAUCACUGUUACCAUCACCAUCAUGAUCACCAAUCACCAUUACCAUCACCAUCACCGGUACCAUCACCAAUCACUGUCACCGUUACCACUGCCCUCAUGAUCACCGUUAGCGGCACCAUCCCCAUCCCCGUUACCAUCACCAUCAUGAUCACCCGGCACCAUCCCCAUCACCAUACCAUCACCGUCAUCAUCAGCAUCUCCAUCACCAUUACCAUGACCAUCACCUUCACUGUUACCAUUACCAUGACCAUCAGCGUCACCGUCAGCAUCCCCAUCACCGUUACUGUCAUGAUCACUACCAUCAUCACUGUUACCAUCACCAUCACAUCCCCAUCACUGUUACCCUUACCACCAUCACUGUUACCAUCGCCAUCAUCACUGUUACCAUCACCAUCAGCAUCCCCGUCACCAUUACUGUUACUGUCACCAUCAGCAUCCCCAUCACUGUCACCCUUACCACGAUGA
Molecule: messenger RNA, 606 nt
Organism: Pelecanus crispus (Dalmatian pelican)
Lineage: Eukaryota; Metazoa; Chordata; Aves; Pelecaniformes; Pelecanidae
Source: RefSeq, a predicted model, not a curated record